AAUGAUAGCGGUUUGACAACAGCUUUACACUAGCCCACGUUACGGCGCCAGUGAGAUUGAAACUAACCAAUGGACCGUUCCACUGUGCUCAUCAAACUACUGUUGUCCGCCUAUAUCGUUCAAGUUGUCCAAUGCGGCCGAUCCGUGUUACUGACCGACGGCGACACGCUGUACUUAAAGUGGCAAACAAGACUCGGACCGCUAGCCCAAUGCUCAGUUUUGAUGCCCGAUGGAGUCGAGGUCCCUCUGUCUGUGGGGACUAACGAAUUAAGGUACUUAGGAGACGGAUAUUCGUCUGGGCAAUGCGGCCUGCGGGCCGACAACUUAGUCAAGCCAGGUACAGGAAAUUGGACCCUCAAAGCGACUGCCUUGAAUGGGCGUCAGGAUCAAACCACGACCCAGGUCACUUGUAUCGUAAAAACAUGGCCCAGGUCAAUUUUUAUAAAAGUACCCAUCGGUACAACGCAAAAUAUAACUUGCGGGCCUCAGUCUGCUUUGCAUUGCCGUAUGUUCAGUCCAACUGGCCAAGUAAGCCGUCACUCAGGCCAGUGCUCAGAACGAGUGAAAUCUGUUGGGUCGCAUCACGUGAACACAUGGACUUGUUGGGCUGUCACUGCAGAAUCAGCGGCCGAAGUACAAUAUUUCGUGCAGUUGCACGUAUACCAAGAAGGAGCAGUCGUGGAUGUCGGCUGGAACGAUACAGCCUCCGAAGUCCGAGUGUUCUGCAACGUUCGCAACAGCAACAAUAGUACUACCAUUCAAUCGCUGUACUGCAAGUUGUCACUACCUAAUGAUUUGGAAACUUUGUCGUUGGCGUAUGGCCGAGGUACUUCUAGAUAUGCUUAUUAUGGCAUUAAUGAUGGCGACUGUGGCGUCUCAUUUCCAAAACCUAUAAAGCCUACGGAAAUCGGUCGCUGGAAAUGUAUGAACGUAAUGACUAACCACCGAAUGUACGGUGGAUUUGUAAAUGUGGCAACAGACAGGACUUUUGAUAAUAAAGAGUUUUCUAUUGACACUGUAAUCACUAAAGAGCCGUUGACGGUACCCAGAGGUAAUGCAUUCAAUGUUGAAUGUUCUGUUCCGGCAGAACUAGAUUAUUGUUGGUUGCGUCAUCCGAACGGCACUGCCAUUUCAGUAACAGUUCCGCCUAACGACCACGAUCUUAGUCGAUACCGUUAUGUAGGCGAGGGCCUUUCAUUUGGCCAAUGUUAUGUCUCGGUUAGCGAAACGUCUGUAUUUGACACCGGAUCCUGGUUGUGUGCCUUAGGAUUACGAGGAGAUCGAAAAGAAAUAUAUAGUUGGGUCAACGUUACAGUUACUGAAUCAAUCAUCACAGCUUAUCAGCAAGAAUUGUACGUGGCAGAAGGGACCGAUGUAACCUUAGGUUGUUAUUCAGUUGAACGACAGCCGAUCGCGUAUUGUCGAUUUUUAACUCCACGACUCAUAGGAUUUGCAAUGGACGAGCGAUCGGCAAAAGGAUCUUCCAAACAACUCCGGUAUACCUAUUCUGGUCAAGGUUUAACCGCUGGCCACUGUGGUCUUACAAUCAACGAGGUCAUAGAAUCCGACUAUGGGAAUUGGACGUGUGCUGUUAAAAUAUUAGACUCGUUUGGUUCCGAAGAAGUUAGUAUCACUGUAGUGCUCAGAAAACCCGAGGGUUUUACCAUGAUCCAAAUUAUCGGAAUUGUUUUUUGUGGUACUUUGAUAUCUGUUUUAUCGUUGUUUUUUGCUAACCAUUUAAUAACCAGCCCAUCCGCUAAGACUAGGAAAAAAAUUGAAAAACUCGAACUACUUGAAGCAGUCGAAAAAGGACACCGGAGAGUUAGCAGUAAACGUACUAUAGCGGCUAGUCGUGCAGCACGAACUCUACCAAGAAGACCUUGUGGAACAAUUCCACGGCGGAUAUAAUCAUUAUAGUCAUUUUGUAUUAAAUUGUACAAAUUUUAAUUUAUUCUUGUAAAUAUAUGGCUCACAUUUUUAUU
This is a messenger RNA of Daktulosphaira vitifoliae (grape phylloxera), 1982 nucleotides long. RefSeq lists its product as uncharacterized. Bases 70 to 1908 code for a protein of 612 amino acids. The record is from RefSeq and is a predicted model, not a curated record. The transcript has 7 exons. NCBI's taxonomy places the organism in Eukaryota, Metazoa, Arthropoda, Insecta, Hemiptera, Phylloxeridae.